AAUUAUGUAUUUUACUAUAUUAACAGUAUUAUUAUUAUUGUUAAACUGUACAUGGUCAAUUCAUGGCGAUGAUACUAAUGAUAAUUAUAAUAAAUUUGUUCAAACAUUUUGUAUGCCCAACAAAACCGAUACCCAAACCGUACGCAAAGUUAAUCAAUGUUCAGAUGAAAGCUAUAAACUAUUGGACGAAAAACAUCAGAAAUUUUUCGAUAAAUUAAAAACGUUUUGUAGGGAAUGUGUGACCGGAAAGGAUAGUGAAGUCAAGGGCUAUACUUUGGUUGAUAUGUCGGACACUCGGGUAAAGUCUACGUUAAUCCGGUAUUGUUGGCCAUCCUAUGUUGACUGUUAUGUACAAAAAUAUAAAUCGCUUAGUGAUGAUGAUAAAAAAUUGGCUAAAGAUAUUAACAAUAAUAAUGCUAAUGAUAAAUUUAAGGAAUGUGUCAAUCAAGUGGUUAAAAUAUAAAUCAAAAUUGAAAAAAUUGGGAAA
Molecule: messenger RNA, 487 nt
Organism: Oppia nitens
Lineage: Eukaryota; Metazoa; Arthropoda; Arachnida; Sarcoptiformes; Oppiidae
Exons: 3
Coding region: 5-463 (152 amino acids)
Source: RefSeq, a predicted model, not a curated record